Messenger RNA from Verruconis gallopava, 1532 nucleotides. RefSeq lists its product as uncharacterized. Gene Ontology annotation, molecular function: ribonuclease T2 activity; RNA binding. The transcript has 3 exons. NCBI's taxonomy places the organism in Eukaryota, Fungi, Ascomycota, Dothideomycetes, Venturiales, Sympoventuriaceae. Gene Ontology annotation, cellular component: extracellular region. The record is from RefSeq and is a predicted model, not a curated record. The coding region runs from base 123 to 1331 and encodes 402 amino acids. Gene Ontology annotation, biological process: RNA catabolic process.
UGAUCUUCGAAGGAUCUGUGAGUCUGUCGCAUGCAGCGUAUGUAUAAAAAGCCGGAGUAGUAGACUAUGCAUCUAAAGUGUACGCGGGGAAUCCAAACUUGCAGUACCCGAAUAAUUCUUCAAUGGCUUUUUCUUGUGCUGCUCGAGCUUUUGCUCUUAUUACGCUAUCAUCUGUCAUUAAGACUGCUUCAUGCCUUAGUUUUGCUACAAACAACUCGGUAUCGUGCCCAUCAGAUUUGCCUCUCAGCUGCCAGAACACCACAGCAAUCCAAGACUUAUGCUGCUUCAACUCACCAGGCGGCCAGUUGCUGCAAACGCAAUUUUGGGAUACUGACCCAGCCACCGGUCCAGACGACAGCUGGACUAUUCAUGGUCUUUGGCCAGAUCACUGUGACGGUACCUUCGAUGCCACAUGCGAUCCUGCCAGAGCCUAUACCAAUAUUUCGGACAUUUUAACUGCAGGUGGCGCCAGUGAUACCCUGAGUUAUAUGCAACAAUAUUGGAAGGAUUACCAAGGCAAUGACGAGCAAUUCUGGGAGCAUGAGUGGGGCAAACACGGAACAUGCAUCAAUACCUUGGACCCCUCGUGCUACAUCGACUAUAAGGCAACUGAAGAAGUGGUAGAUUUCUUUACAACGACUGUGCAACUGUUCAAGACGCUGCCAUCGUACGAAUGGCUUUCUGCUGCCGGCAUAACCCCUUCCACUACGACCACGUACACUUCCAACGACAUACAGAAUGCUCUUAAAGCAAGGCACGGAAAGGAGGUCACCAUUGGCUGUAAGAACGGAGCGUUCAACGAGAUCUGGUACCACUUCAACGUACAAGGCUCUGUGAUUGGUGGUCAGUUUAUCGCUGCUGAUCCUGAUGGCACCAAGUCGACCUGCCCUGAUUCUGGCAUUCAAUACCUACCGAAAUCUGGAAGCAAUAGCGGAGGAUCCAGCUCUGUCACGACAUCUUCUCCAGGUACUUUUCCGACUGGCAUACCUUUCUCUGGGAAGGGAGAGCUUAAAGUGUACAGAAGUAGCGGCCAGACAGGUUGUCUAAUUUCCUCCGGCGCUUGGUACACAAGCGGAACCUGUGCAACGUUUACAGCGACAGCAAGCGGAGCUGGGUUCACGCUGAACUCAAGUAAGGGGCAAUGUGGCGUCAACAACGGUGUGCUAGAAUGUGGCUCUGGUGUUACAGCGACCCUUUUCACAGCAUCGGGUAGUGAUUUGGCAUUUAACGGGAAUACAGAGUUCUCUGCGGAUACAGUGCCAACGGGAAUGACACAAGUUCCUGUACGCGCAGGAAACGGAGCAUUUGAAAUAACAAUCACAUGGAGCUAGUCCCUGGCAACGAACAAAGAUAUAUCGUCCUGCCUGGCAAACGCGGAUGCAUUCACUCCCGAUGUAGGAAGUCAUUUGUAUGACCAAUGCGAUUUAAGAAAUCUGAAGCAAAUCCGCGGUCAUGUACCUUUUCUUCUUCAGAGCCUCGAUUUGACAACGACUUCAUCCACCGCGUUCAAUCCAAAUCUUUUGCACAUCCAC